This is a messenger RNA of Hydra vulgaris (swiftwater hydra), 2358 nucleotides long. Its product is annotated as zinc finger MYM-type protein 1-like. NCBI's taxonomy places the organism in Eukaryota, Metazoa, Cnidaria, Hydrozoa, Anthoathecata, Hydridae. The record is from RefSeq and is a predicted model, not a curated record. Gene Ontology annotation, molecular function: protein dimerization activity.
AUGGCAUAUCAUCACAAGUCUGGGUAUCAAAAAGCUAAAGACCGUGAAGCUAAAAAGAAACGUGAGGAAGCGGUCAUUUCAAAAACUGUUAAAAUAACUGAGCUUUUUCCUACGAUUAGUGUCAAUGUCAAUAGAGAAGACCCACCAUCGAAUUCACCUUUACCAUGUGUUGGUCAGUGUGGUUUGUCUGGUCAAUUUGGUCAUGAAUUUGAACGUGAUAACAGUGUUGCAGCUAAACCAGAAGCACAAGCUGGUUCCAAAGGUGAUGACAAUUCCUUUUCCACUGACAUUGGGCAAUGGUCUGAAGUGGAAAUCAAUGAUACAUUCUAUAACUUUUGGGUAACUCGUGGCAGUGAAUGUUGUCAACAUUCAAAUGCUGACUUCACUAUUUCAAUGCAAAUUGAUGGAAAACAGAAGCGCUACUGCUCACAGAAUCUCUUUUAUCGUGUUCAUUCUCGCAAUGGUGAGAAAGUCCCAAGAUCAUGGAAUGGUUUUUGUGAUUGGAAAAAUGCAGCUUCACGAAUACAGUCACAUGAAAACAGCAUUGCACAUAGAAAUGCAACAAUCACAUUCAGCCAAAGAGUACAAGUCAGAGGAUGUGUAGAUUCAGCAAUAGUUGAGCAAUACAGACAGGAAUGUGCAUAUGCAAAAUCUGUGCUAGAAAAAGUUGUCUCAGUUAUCAAAUUCCUUGCUGAAAGAGGGCUCGCAUUUAGAGGACAUACUGAAAUAUUGGGGUCAAGUUCUAAUGGCAAUUUUUUGGGAAUUUUGGAGUUGAUUGCUCAGUUUGAUCCAUUCCUCUCCAGUCAUAUUGACAACCAUGGUGGUAUGGGGAAAGGCUCUGUUUCAUACCUGUCAUCAACAAUUUGUGAUGAGUUAAUUGAUGUCAUGGGAAAGCAAGUUAUGAAAACAAUAUUGUCUGAAAUACGUGGAGCAAAAUUUUAUUCGAUUUCUGUUGACUCUACUCCAGACAUAUCUCAUGUUGAUAGGCUGUCAUGUGUCUUUCGAUAUGUUUUGAACGAUGGCCCAAUAGAAAGGUUUGUGCAAUUUUUAAGCAUGAAAGGACAUGGAGCAGAAGAUUUGUUUAACAGUUUAUACAGCUUUCUGGAAGAAGCAAAGUUGGAUAUAAAAUAUUGCCGAGGUCAGUCCUACGAUGAUGCUAGCAAUAUGGCAGGAAAAUAUUCAGGGUUACAGGGACGCAGUCGAGAGAAGAACCCAUUGGCUGAAUAUGUGCCAUGUUUUGCACACUCCCUUAAUUUAGUCGGUGCAUCAGCUGUAAACUGCGUGACAACACCUCUAACCAAAGGAUUGGAUAGUAACCAGUUAGUUCUAAAACGCCUUUCUGAUACUCGAUGGUCAGCACAUUCUGCAGCAACUAAAGCAUUGAGCAAAGGCUUUAAAAAUGUUAAGACAGUGUUAGAGAACAUUGCUGAGGACCCCGAGGAGAAGGUUGAAGCUCGCACUACAGCUGCAGGAAUUGCAAAGAAGAUGGAUCAGUUAGAAUAUGGAAUUUUAUUAGAACUCUGGACACCCAUAUUAGAUCGCUUUCAUAAGACCAGUUUAAAACUGCAAAGUCCACAACUUGAUCUAAAUGAGGCUGUUCAACUGUUAACUUCACUAAAAGAAUAUGUAAAUUCACUUCGAGCACAGUUUGAUUUUUUUGAGAAGAAAGGAAAGGAAAUAACAGGGUCAACUUCUUAUAAAGAAGAGAAUCAGAGGAAACGAAAGCGAAGUGUUCAAUUAACCCGUCAUGAUGGAUCAGCUGAUGAAACAGUGUUUUCGGCACAGCUGAAAUUUCGAGUCAUAGUUUUCUUGCCAGUACUUGAUCACUUGAAUUCAGCAUUAUGUAAACGAUCAGAGGCAUACAGUGGUGUAUGUGAUAAGUUUGGUUUUCUGAGAAACAUUCAAUCACUGGAACAGUCUGAUUUGCGAAGAGCCAGUAGAAACUUGAUAGAUACUUAUGUAGAUGAUUUGGAAGAGUCAUUUGAAGAUGAAAUACUUCACUUCAAAGAAUAUUUGUUAGCUGAUACGUACUUGCAACAGAAUGAGAAAGAACUGAAAUGUAGCAUAGAGCUGUAUAUGUAUCGGGCUUUGAGAAACAUCAGUGCACUACAAGAUAUAUUUCCAAAUGUUGCCACAGCACUUCACAUAUACCUCAGUUUGGUGAUCACCAACUGCAGUGAUGAAAGAUCAUUCUCUGCAUUGAAACGGAUAAAAAACUAUCUGCGAAGUGCUUUGGGUGAUGACAAACUGAAUUCCCUUACUGUUAUGUGCACUGAAUCUGACAUCCUAAGAAGCUGUGACUUCAAUGAAAUUUUAUCAGACUUUGUUGAACGAAAAUGCAGAAAAAUGAAUUUUUGA